AUGGGUAGGCGCGAGGGGCGGUCAAGAGGUCAGAAGAAGCGCGGUCUCCAGAGACGACGCGCUGGUCUGAGUCCCGGUCUGCGUAGACGACGCGACGCAGCAGGCGGCCUCGUGGGCCUGUCGUUGCCACAGUUGCCGGUAGCUCAGGCGCCGGUGGGCACAGCACGACCGACUUGUCAGUGCCGUCAAUUGUGGACUCUUGGGGCUAAACAGCCUCGGCGCUCGGCACAUUUGCUCGGGCCGUCGAGGCGUAUGCAAGCCUGGCCUCGGCAGGCCGGCGCCGCAACGACGACCGUCGAGGGGGCUGGAAUGGGCCAAGCUGUCCGGACCGGCCCACCAUGCGGGCGCCAAGUGGGACUGCCUCACUUGCCUCUCUCGCCUCCCCUCAUCCGGCCCCACUUGGACCAGGCCUGA
This is a messenger RNA of Protopolystoma xenopodis, 414 nucleotides long. Lineage: Eukaryota; Metazoa; Platyhelminthes; Monogenea; Polystomatidea; Polystomatidae. The record is from the annotation of a GenBank genome assembly.